Messenger RNA from Prinia subflava (tawny-flanked prinia), 1748 nucleotides. It is a transcript of the gene HMX3, whose product is annotated as H6 family homeobox 3. The record is from RefSeq and is a predicted model, not a curated record. Gene Ontology annotation, cellular component: nucleus. The transcript is spliced from 2 exons. Lineage: Eukaryota; Metazoa; Chordata; Aves; Passeriformes; Cisticolidae. The coding region runs from base 116 to 1039 and encodes 307 amino acids. Gene Ontology annotation, biological process: regulation of transcription by RNA polymerase II. Gene Ontology annotation, molecular function: RNA polymerase II transcription regulatory region sequence-specific DNA binding; DNA-binding transcription factor activity, RNA polymerase II-specific.
GCGCUCCCACGCCGCCCCGCCGCGCCUGUCCCCCGCGCCGCCGGGAGCCGCCACCUGCGCGCCGGGCGCGGGCUGCGGGGCCAGCGGCGGCCAGGAGCCGGGCGGGCAGCGGAGGAUGCCGGAGACCGGGCAGGAGCCACCCAGCGCCCCUCCGCCGCCCCCCAAGGAGUCCUUCUACAUCAAGAACCUGCUCAACGGCGGCCCCCCCAAGGCGCCCCCCAAGCAGCCGCGGGCGCUGUUCGCCCCCUCGGGCAAGGCGGCGGUGGACGGCGCCGGCUUCGCCCUCUCGCAGGUGGGAGACCUCGCCUUCCCCCGCUUCGAGAUCCCGGCGCCGCGCUUCGCCCUGAGCGCCCACUGCCUGGAGCGCGCCCAGACCUGGUGGUACCCCUACGCCCUGACGCCGGCCGGAGCGCACCUGCCCCGCACGGAAGCCGCAGAGAAAUCCCUGCUGAGGGACUCGUCCCCCGCCUCGGGCACCGACCGGGACUCCCCGGAGCCGCUGCUGAAGGCGGAGGGGGAGCAGAAGGAGCUGGACUCCAAGAGCCCCGACGAGAUCGUCCUGGAGGAGAGCGACUCGGAGGAGGCCAAGAAGGAGGGCGGCGCGGAGGACUGGAAGAAGCGGGAGGAGAGCCCCGAGAAGAAGCCGUGCCGCAAGAAGAAGACGCGCACGGUGUUCAGCCGCUCGCAGGUCUUCCAGCUGGAGUCCACCUUCGACAUGAAGCGCUACCUGAGCAGCUCGGAGCGCGCCGGCCUGGCCGCCUCGCUGCACCUGACAGAGACCCAGGUGAAGAUUUGGUUCCAGAACCGCCGCAACAAGUGGAAGCGGCAGCUGGCGGCCGAGCUGGAGGCGGCCAACCUGAGCCACGCCGCGGCGCAGCGCAUCGUCCGCGUCCCCAUCCUCUACCACGAGAACUCGGGCGCGGAGGGGGGCGCGGGGGGCGGCGGAGCCCCCGGCACGCAGCCCCUGCUCACCUUCCCUCAACCCGUCUACUACUCCCACCCCGUGGUGACCUCCGUGCCGCUCCUGCGGCCCGUGUGAGCCCGGCCGCCGCGGCGCGGAGGGGCGCGGAGAGGCGCGCAAGCCACCGGCCCGCCUGUAAGUACUGCAGCCCCUCGGCCGGCCGGCUCUGCGGGGACACCAUGCGGGGCUGGGGGGACCCGCGGAGCGCGGUGGGAGGAGGAAAGUCGCGGAAAUUUAGGGGGAAAAAUCAAAAAAGAAAUGAAUAAAAGGAAAAAAUUGUGGGGAGGGAGGGAAACGAAAACGAGGAAAAUGAAAGCGCGGGGCUUGUAGAGAACCCUGGAGCUGUCACACCUUUUGUAAACGUGGAUGAAAACCGCGAUGGUCUCUCUGUGGCUUUAGUUUUAUUUUUGUAAAAAAAAAUUAAAAGAAAAAAAGAAAGAAAAAAGGAAAAAAAAAAAAAGAAAAAAGAAAAAAAAAAAGGGGGGUGGGAAAGGAUAGUAAUAAAAUAAAUGAAUGGUCCCAGGCCACUCCUCGAGAUUUGCCAAACGCUAAUGGGAAGCUGAAUUCCUUUCGGACCUCUCCUUCUGCCUCCAAACAAUUGUUCAGGCUCCUGAUCCUGUCGUGACUGAAACUUCAUCGACCACGGCUUUUCAUUUAAGCAGACCUUUGCCUCUUUGCUUGCCCACGUUUUGUACCUUUCGGUUUCUGUCGUGAGACUUUCACGAGCAAGAAAUACAGCCUCAAAGUGAACGGUUAAAUACACUCGCACGCUUUGAGUGACCCUUAU